AGCCAAUCAGGAAAAGCAAUAUUUGGCUUCCGGUGGUCGAAAGUGACUCCCCGCCCAUCCUACAUAACCACUACCAGUCAUUCUUAUGAAACAAAAACAUUGGAUAGUAUUCACUCCGCCGCUUUCAACUGAACACUUUUUGUACACAAACUGAGACACAUUUUUGUUAAAAAUGUCGAUUUACAGGAAUGCCGUUUGGUUUGUGAAAGGACUCCAGGAGUAUACAAAGAGUGGCUAUGAAGCUGCAGCGAAGCAUUUUGCUCCAGCAGACCUGGAUGUAAACCUGAGUGGGAGGUCCUUCAUGAUAACCGGUUGCAACAGUGGGAUAGGAAAAGCCACAGCGCAGGAAAUAGCCAACAGAGGGGGAACUAUUCACAUGGUGUGUCGAAACAAGGGGCGAGCAGAAGCAGCCAAAGAUGAAAUUGUGGAACGGAGUAAAAAUCAGAACGUUCACGUCCACAUCGUUGACAUGUCCAACGCGAAACAAGUAUGGGAGUUCGCCCAGAACUUCUUACAAAGCAACGCCGUACAUGUACUGAUUAACAAUGCUGGCUGUAUGGUCAACCAGAGAGAGUUAACUGAGGAAGGUUUGGAGAAGAACUUUGCCACAAAUACACUCGGUACAUACAUCCUCACCACAGCAUUGAUAUCUGCACUGAAGAAGGUUGAAGACCCAAGAGUGGUCACGGUGUCGUCAGGCGGCAUGCUCACACAGAAGCUGAACGUGGACGACCUCCAGUUUGAGAAGGGGACAUUUGAUGGCACCAUGGCCUACGCUCAGAACAAAAGACAGCAGGUGAUACUGACAGACAGAUGGGCUUCUCAGCACAAAGAGAUCCACUUCUCCUCCAUGCACCCUGGCUGGGCAGACACACCAGCUGUCCAGACGUCCAUGCCUUCAUUCCACGCUAAGAUGCAGUCCAAACUGAGGACGGAGGCCAUGGGGGCCGACACCUCGGUGUGGCUCGCCGUGUCUGCGGCCGCCGCAAAGCAGCCGAGCGGACUCUUCUUUCAGGAUCGCAAAGCGGUGGCGACACACCUGCCGCUGGCCUCCACCAGGUGCACCCCCCAGGAGGAGGAGAAGCUUCUGGCUGCGCUGGAGGAGUUCGCCCUCAAGUUCAAACCUCAAUAGGCCUACCUCUGUUAAUGCACUUAUAAAACCAAACACUCCUAAACAAUUACUAAUGUUUACAAAAUCAUGUUUUUGUGCAGUAAUACUUUUUCACAUUUUUGACUGAUACUUUAAAGAACAAAAACUGAAGUGAAGGUGUCUUCUGGAAAGAUGAAUUGUGGUGUUGCUUUUGUCUACUACUACUGUGAGAAAUGUUUAAUAUAAAUCUAACACAAAAUGCUAAUUUCUAUCUUCAUUUAUGUAAAAUUGAUUGUUUAAUUCUCUGCCGUUUUGUUUGGUAACAGGGUGGUGGAUGGUCAGGUUUGGUUAUUUUCAUAUUAAAUGUAUUUAAACAUUUGU
This is a messenger RNA of Sander lucioperca (pikeperch), 1471 nucleotides long. RefSeq names its product dehydrogenase/reductase (SDR family) member 12 (gene dhrs12). NCBI's taxonomy places the organism in Eukaryota, Metazoa, Chordata, Actinopteri, Perciformes, Percidae. The coding region runs from base 173 to 1132 and encodes 319 amino acids. The record is from RefSeq and is a predicted model, not a curated record. The transcript has 10 exons.